Molecule: messenger RNA, 4961 nt
Organism: Taeniopygia guttata (zebra finch)
Lineage: Eukaryota; Metazoa; Chordata; Aves; Passeriformes; Estrildidae
Gene: C3AR1
Product: complement C3a receptor 1
Biological process (GO): chemotaxis; positive regulation of cytosolic calcium ion concentration; phospholipase C-activating G protein-coupled receptor signaling pathway
Cellular component (GO): plasma membrane
Molecular function (GO): G protein-coupled receptor activity; complement component C3a receptor activity; complement component C5a receptor activity
Source: RefSeq, a predicted model, not a curated record
UGGUUUUGUUUUUGAUUUGUUUGUUUGCUUGUUUCUCAGUCGGGAAAUAGCAUUAGUUAAUGCAGACAGAGCCAUUCCCAGCCAUGGCUGUCUAGUCACCAUUCUCUAUGUUUUUUCUUGUUCUAUAACUUCUUAAGCUUAAGGACCAGUACAGCAUUCAGAAUUCAAGAAGAAACUUACAUUUAGCUUUUCGAUAGAGUUGCUUAUUGACCUAAUUUUUCAUUAGAACUUCCUGCAGUGACUGCUAAGUUUUUUCAUUGAGCACUAAUAUCUCACUGGGAGUACACCCUCCAUGUGUAUAGUUCCAGCUGCUUUUCCAAGUUCAGUGAUUCACAAUUAGCAGCAUUAAAUUUCACCUCCCUCUUCACAGUGCUGUCAUUCAGCGUGCCACAGUCCUCCUACAGUCCCCCUAGAAGGAGAGCAUCUCGGAUGAGGGAGUGGCAAAGGGCCAACUAUUAUAAGGCAUGUGAGCAAAGCCACCAGAACGCCAGGAAUGCAUCUCCCAUUCAAUUCCAUUGAGACUUAACCAGCAGAGAACAUAACAUUCUUCAGCUUGGUUCAAACAAGCAUCUCUGGACCAAAAAAAAUGCAAAGCACUGCCAAUAACCACUGAAGUUUAAAUUUUUAUUUAUAUUAUUUAUUUAUUAUUGUUUGUUUGUUUUUAAGGAUUCAGCAAAGAGGUUGAAAUCUCGAAAUAGAACAUUUAACCUGGAUUAUAGAACCUUAUAUAGAACCUGGUUAAGGACCUUCCAGCAAAGCAGGGCUUGACUAGCAGGUCCCAUGGUGAUGACCAGGCUAUGCUCCUAUCAGCACUGUGUGUCUGGGCUCGAGGAGUCCCCCUGGCAGGAUGGCAGCUGUGAAGAAGAUGAAGCUACAGGAAUUUUCCUGGCAGGCUGCUGACAGCCUGUCUAUCUUUGUGGGUACAGCUCAGCCCUGGUCUGUCUUCCUUUUUCUGGUUUUGUGUUGGAGGCAGCAUCUGUGUCUUUAACAGACACGCUCAGGAGAAGUCUGUUCUGUCACAGUUCAUUUUCCAGACCAAAAUGAAAAUACUGAGGCUGAUUCUUGUAUGUAUGGGCUCUGUCAUUUCUGCUAGCAGUCUUGAUUUCCCAAAUUGUGAAGGGCAAGAGGGAACCCCCUAGUUAAACAUUAGAAAUGCCUUGCCCUGGAAAUCUUCCAUUUUUAUUGUCUUGCCACAUUUUGUGCAAAUCACCCAUUUCAGUUAACCACUUUUAACUUUUUGUCAGUCAAUUUCUUUUUUAAAAACAAGACUUUUAAUACCCUGAAAAGUAAAAAGCAGAUUAAAAUCCUUUUGUCAUGACCACUCAUGGUUUGAUGAGUACAGUGUUCUGUAUUUGAUGAAGCAAACUGUCUCGAGCUGGGACAGAAGCUGAUCUGGAUUGGUAAGAACCCUAGAAAUGAGAUUAGCUAGGUGAAUGUGCUCACCUGGUAAGACAUAGAAGUGGCUAUGACAUGGCAGGGUUUGGACUUAGGAAUUACUUCCAGCAAAGGUCACACUGUGUCAACAGUCAAAAUGUCAUUCAGUUGUCUUAUAGAAUAUGGUAAAGUAUAUGUCUGUGAUUAUAACUCUAUUAAUAUUUUAUUUCAAGCACUAUUUUAUUUUGACAGUUUUGAGAAAAUUCCUGUGAUUUGACUCUUUAUUUUAUGAGCUGAUCAUAUCUAAAUCUUGAAAUUACAUUCAAAUGAGUCAUUUUAUCAGGGUGAAAGAACACACUUGGCACACACAGGAUGCAUACAGGAAAAAAAAUGCAGUUCCUAAAAUGUCAUGUGAGGGUUUUCUCAGUCACUUCAGAGACAGAAUUGAUGGUACUUGCUCCAACACACUGAAAUCACUGCUUCGCUCAGUUGCAGAAUGCCUCAAGUUCUGGACAACAGCACUUCAGAGGAACAGGCUGCUGUAUAUUAUGCAUCAGAAUCAAUUGUCUGCAUUGCAAUCUUCACCAUUAUUUUCAUCAUAGGUAUCCCAGGCAAUGGGUUGGUGAUCUGGGUAGCUGGUCUGAAAAUGAAAAGGUCUGUGAACACUGUCUGGUUCCUAAACCUCGCUGUGGCUGAUGUCAUGUGCUGCUUGUCCUUGCCAUUUUUCAUUGUUCACCUGGCCCUUCAUGAACACUGGCCCUAUGGCUGGUUUCUCUGCAAAGUCAUUCCAUCAGUCAUAAUCUUCACCAUGUUUGCUAGUGUCUUCCUACUUGUGGCCAUCAGCAUUGAUCGGUGCCUUCUGGUGAUGAAACCUGUCUGGUGUCAGAACCACCGGACAGUGAAAUUUAUAUCGCUAAUAUGCAGUGGCAUUUGGAUGCUGGCCUUCAUUUUCUGCUGCCCUGUCUUCUACUACCGUGAGACAACCACUUAUGAGGGCAAAACGGAGUGUGGGUACAAUUCUGGUGUUGAUGAUUACAUAGAUGAUCUUGUAAAUGUAUCUGUAAAUGAGUUAUUGGAAGAAUCUACAAUCUACUCAAUCUACAAUCAUAGUGACUUGUGGGGAGCUACCAAUGAAGUUAGUGAUUCUGUACCCCUUGCCUCAGCGGUAAUAAACAUCACCAGGGCUGUCUUUGGCUUUGUGCUCCCCUUUAGCAUAAUGGCAGUUUGCUACACCCUCAUUGUUUUCAGAACACAUGCAAAUCAGUUUCACAAGUCACACAACAGGACACUGCGAACAAUUGUGUUUGUGGUAGCUGCAUUCUUCAUCUGCUGGGCCCCAUACCAUGUAGUUGGGAUUCUCUCCCUUGUACCUAGUCUUCAAACAAGACUGAUGGAGUCACUGAUUCUGUGGGAUCACCUCUCUACAGCACUUGCCUAUGCCAACAGCUGCAUCAACCCCUUGCUUUAUGUUUUUGUGGGACGGGACUUCAGGGCAAAGGUACGGCAAUCGGUGCAAAGAAUCUUGGAAAGUGCCUUUAGUGAGGAACUCACAUCUUUAGCCCUUCACAGAAGCCAGACUUCAGCAGACAAGAACCUGAGCAGCACCUUGUAAUGCAGGACUUCCUAUAACGACUGUAGAAAGGACAAGCUAUAGCGCUGCACAUCAAUCACUCUCUGCUUUAGCAGGUGUUUUUAAUCCAAUAUGUUUAAUUAAUCUGCCACUCCAACUCAGGACACUGCAAGCAUUCAGCUCAUAACGGAUAACCCUCUUUAUGUCCUACAUUAGAGACAUGGGAAGUUGGAAGCACAGAGCAAUUAUUGCAGAGUACUAAUCUGAGGGAUGACUGGUGAAGCAGAAGACACAGUAUUUCAACCUACUCAGACUAUUUUAAGAAAUGGGGCUGGCUACAGAUUUGUGGUGGGAAUCAUGAAGUUGAACCUCUCAGCUGAGAUAUAAGAAUGUUAUUUUAUUUGUAUAUGUCUGUGUUCUAUAUCUCCUGUCUCUGAUAAAGUGCAGUUUAAACUAACCUGGAUAUUGGUCCUCAGAAGGUCAUCACAGUUUUCCUCUGACUCUACCAGAGCUCUGAGGUGCGUGUAGGUGUAUCUGGAGAUUCCCUAGAGGGUACUGCUAUAUUUCCUUACAGCCAUGCACCAGAACAGCACUUGCCCCAGCCAGCUGCACUGAACUGACUUCUGUGCCCUGGUAGGUGAUCUAUUUCUUUGUCCUAGUGUAUGGUAGUAACUGGUCAAUGCAAAUGCUGAACCCGUGUUCAUUAGCAUGUGCACACUCACUGUCUCCUGAACACUCCCUCCACAACCAGAGUCCCAAAUCUUCCUUUUAGGAAGCAUCUUGAGAUUUUAUCCAAAUGUACCUACUGUAUUUUGAGAUGGCAGAAUUUGAGCAUGCAGUCACUGAUGACCCAGAUUAGGUGACUGCUGGACUAUCAGCCAUUUGGCAAAACCCUGGAACUGAGAAGUGAUAACCUCCAAUCUGACCCUAAAAAGGUAGGAAAAAACCAUGUUGUGGCUCAGUCACGUCGAGCUCUCUUUACAGGAGAUGCGCUUCUUAUGUCCUUCUAGUGGAGAAAAAGUUUCAUGCAGUCAGGCUAUUUGGGGUGUGCCCAAGGUUGAAUGUUCCCCCUCCUGAAAAGUAGAAAUAUAUUUACUACGUACUUUAAAGAAGCAUUUUAAAAUCUGCUUUUAGUGCUCUUCCUUAAAAGAGACAGCAAAUAUUAAGACAAAUAGACACUAAGCAUUGGUAGAAUUUUCACUCUGCCUUUCUGGUGAGCAUGAAUUGAAAGACUCUGAUCUCACUACCCUGAGAACAGCCACCUAGCAGAACCUUCAGCUCUUAAAAUCCUAAAAAGUCUCCAUCUAAAGAACAUCCAGGUGUGGGCUGUCCAUUUAGCCACGUCCACACCUAAAUUCUAAGGUGGGAACCAAGCCAUCCUGACAGGCGCCGCUGAAAGAAAAGAAUCAAUACUGGCACCAAAACAGUUAAACCAUAAACAUUCACUUUUUCUUUUUAUUAAGAAAGCAUGCACAAAAAUAAACUCGUGAGACCACGCCCCUCUCUCCCUGACCACUGACACAAAGCAUUGGGGGCGGGCUGGAGGGGCCUGCAAGACCCCUCUGUGGGCCAGGCUGGCCCCCCUGCCCUGCCUGCAGGCCGGUGCCAGUGCACCCGCAGAGCUCCACACCCACCCAUUGAUGUCUUACCACACUAACAACACACAUUGAUUUCAGGGGCAGAGGAACGAGGCUAAUUUGCACACUGACCGGCAUGUAUUUACAUAUGCAAAAUGAGGCACAACUUAAUAUGCAAAUGAGGCAAAUAUGCAAAUGAGGAGCACUUGGAUACGCAGAAGGAGCCAUCUUGGUUUGUUUUUCUUCCGGUGGUGUUUUCAGACUUCCAUAGGGCCGGCUCUCAGUAAUGUCCACUGCAAAACACUAACUGGCACCUGCCAUAAGUUGUCUCUCAUUGUUGUCUCCGGUGCCACUUUCCACAGAAACCUAUCACGCAUGCUUCCAAAGCUGUAUCAUUCCCAUCCUGAGGCAGCAGAGAUAGCAGCUGACUCCAUGUUGAA